Molecule: messenger RNA, 6278 nt
Organism: Trichobilharzia regenti
Lineage: Eukaryota; Metazoa; Platyhelminthes; Trematoda; Strigeidida; Schistosomatidae
Source: the annotation of a GenBank genome assembly
CAUUGUGAUUUGGAACAAAAAUAUCUGUUUUAAAUAUAAGAAAGUAGAUGAUUUGAUUCUGAAAAGGUGACUUUACAAUUUAUUGGGAUUAAAUUAUAAGUAUGCUUCUGCUUACUUUGUUCACAUCACUAUAACAAAGGUUUGAUUUUCAAGGUUGUGUGGCAUUUGGAAUGGGCUUUGCGUUUAUGUGGGGGUGAUGUUUUGUAUUUUGAAUACAAAGCAACUCCUGUUGCUUGUUUUAUUGUUGUAUUCGUUGUUUUCAAAGGGACUGAAAGGGAUCUCUCCGGAUAUAUACACUGAACCCAACGAAUUAGCUUUUGAAGUCUACAAUCCAAAUGACACGGCUGAAAAGUCGUUUUUCCUUAUACAACCUGCUAUUGAAGGAUCUAUUAUAGCUCAUCUUGGAUCAUAUAACUCAACGCAUUUUUAUAAAAUGGCAAGCAUAAAUGUAUUCUUGAAUUCACACCUAGUUUUCGUGUACAAAUCAUACAAUUCACCACUAUAUGCGCUUUGUUCAUUAGAAAACAACUACUUGGUUGCACAUCAAGAUACGAUCAUACUAUGUUCUUUCCGCGUUUACAUACAAUCUUUUGAUGCACAUGUUUUUAGUAAUUCUUCUUGCACUAUCCGCACCGUUAAUGAGUCUGAAUGUGUUGCUAAGCUUGAUUUGGACUUUGUGAACAUGCAAUUUCACGCAAACAAUAGGGAGUCUCUAAGUUUGCUAGUGAAAUACAAUGCAACAGCAUAUCAGGUAAAUCGAACUGGACAGUAUCUUAAUUUCAUGGAACGGUCGGAUAUAACACACUCUCUGAUACACCAGUCACAAAUUCUUCCUUCUGUAACGGCGAUCAAAAAGAUGGAUUUUGAGUGGAAAUAUAUUUAUGAGGAUGUAUCAAACGUAUCACUUGUCCAUAUUGGCAUUCCAAGUGUCCGUCUAAACCAAAAGUUCCCUGUGAGAAUCGCUGUAAAUAUGAGUUCCAAAACAAAGGAAUUUCGUUUGGGAUUUCAAUUUGGACCAAGUAUACGCUUUGUACGACCUAGACCUUCAAGACUAUGGAAUGCUAAGGUAACACCAAAUCAAUAUGGUAUUACUGUCAGGUUUCGAAGUAAGAAGUUGGAUACCUUAUUGAAAUCUGGAGGACAAAUUAGUGAUAAAAAUUUAAUGAAUGUCGCUGAAUUGAUUAUGGAAUAUAUUGUUGAAGAGAAUCACUCCCCGGGAAGUGGUUACAAUUUCCUCAGUGUUAAUAACAAUGAUGCUAUUGGUGUUAGUUCUGGUAGCGGUUCAACCAUCUCAAUGAAUCACUUUAAAUCAGAUCGUCUGGAUACUAAUGAUCUACACGGAUUGGAUAGUGAAAUAUUCUUAGAAGGGUCAUCUGAUGAUCUUGAUUUAGACUUUACUGAAAAUGCCGAAAAUACUAAUAUUGUAAAUAACAGAAACAGCAAUAACAAUAAUGCGGAUGAUGAUAAAAAUUCUUAUUCUUCACUUACUAACCAACCAUUUAUACAAGUUAAACUAAUUCAUUUUAUGCGUCAAUCAAAUUCUAGUAAAAUUAUUCCACAAUCAUCAGCAAAUAAUUUAAUUAAUUUAGAUGUACCAAGUUUAUUAAUGCAACCGAAUAAUAUGCAUAUUUUUGUUCAAUUUGAGCCACGUGAUAUCAUAGAACCGCCAUGGUUCCCAGCUGUAUCAACACCUGAACCGCGUAAACUACGAAUUCUUGGAUUAAUACCUUGGCCUAAGGAAACACCUCUGGAUGGUGAUAAGUUCUACAGUUUCCCGUUUAGUACACCUCCUAUUGGAAAAAUUGUUGAUCUUACACGUUCAGUCUUUUGUCGGCCGUCUACAAGCAUUGGAUUAGGGGAUAGUCGACCAGAUGUUAUCACAUCAUCUAGUCCCACUUGUUCAAUUUCGAUGAGGCAAGCACCUGAAGAAAUAGAGAAUAUUGGCGCCUUUCCUAAUGAUGGAUUUUUACGUGAUCUGAAAUUAAAUAUACUUAAUAAAGCUGCUGGUGGAUUAGGAAUGCGAUUUGGUUGGGUUGAUCAGCUAGUAUUGGCUUUACCAUCUUCAGUAGAACAAAAUUACCAUAUUCCGAUUGCUCCCAGCAUAUACGGUUCUAUUUCACUUGAUGCUUUUUGGCCGUGGAGGGAUUGGCGUGGACCAACUGUUAGACGAUGGAUGCUAGAAGGCUUUCAGAUACAUGCAACUAGGACUGUGCUAAGGAAAAUUGUGUCUUGGAAGAUUCCACAUACAUCUGCAUCAAGUAUUAAUUAUGGUGCACCAAGUCGGGUAACAGAAAAUGAAUCGAUUCAUGGACUAGACCGUUAUGAACAAACAUUGAUUACAGUUACAGCAAGAAUAUAUACAAUGAAGCCUGGGACUGGUCAACGUAUUUAUUUAGGUUCUUCAUUCUCCGAUAAACAAUACAGUUCAUCUGCAUAUUCAAUGCCACCGCAUUUCAAUCAAUUCCAUGCACAUGAAGAUGGUUCUAGUGAAAUGAGAUUUGAUAUAACCAGAUUACUACCACUUUGGUCUUUAGUCGUCAAAUCAGUAAGAUCUUCUCAUCCAUCUUCUGAAAUCAACGAAGAAGCUGGUGGUGGCGGUGCUGCUUAUUUACACCGUGAUGCAUUUAGUGGUAGACCAUAUUUAAUUGGACGAUUUCCAGGAAAAGUAGAGCUAAACUUAGUUGCUACUCUUGGUGAUAUACAACCCUUAUCAACCUUAUCGAUUGAAGUUGUUGAUUUAAGGAGUCCACAGGAUCAGCCGAAAUCUGUGUAUGCUGAUAAUCCAGAUAUAGUUGCAUUAAAAGCUGAAUGUGUUGACCCACAUUUAGAACUUUCUGGUAACCUCAUUCCAGCUGCAGCCUCAAAUAAUCACAUUUAUAAUUCACAGGAUAUAUAUGACAAGGUUCGUUCUCAUUUACCUGCUGAUGAGCCACCGAUAACAAGGAUUCAGGAUAAAAGUCUUCCUAAUCCACAUAGGUUAAACAUUAACCUAAUUGGAAGAAGUCCAAAUGUUGUAAAUCUAGUCACUGCUGCUGCUUCGUCCACAAUCAGGCAUCCUCAGUCAUUUAAAUUCAAAGUGAUACAAAAAGAUCAAAAUCCUGUUAGAAUAAUGGAUACAAUGGGACCAUUAGUUUCUUCGGCAGUUUGUCCAAUUCACUUGCUUGUUAUCAACCUUAUUUUAUCUGAUGGAAGUACAAUUAGUGCUCAUACUAUUCCAAAAAAUCAAAUUCGAAUAUCGUCAUAUGGUACACAGUAUGUUUGGGACCCUGCUGUUCCAAUUCGUCCUAAUACUGAGGAUGGAGAACAACGAGUAAAUAUUACUGUCCCAAUAAACAGUUUAAUUAUUUGGCCUGCAAAAAUAACUGAUAAAGGUGAUACAACCCAUCAUGCACUACCUUUGGCUAUUAUGGAUGAUGUCUUUGUUUAUAUUCGAAAGUCAGGGAUGGUUCAAGACCCUGGAAACCCACAGAACCCAGCGAUAUGGUUUACUAGCGCUAAAAAUGACAAAAUAUCAGAAAAGAUCUUACAUCCAGACAAUCAUGGGAAGGAUUCUUCAGCUGUAUCGUCGAGUGCUGGAUCAUGGCUUCAGUUCAGUACUUUACUAACACUCAGUAAUGCAGACAAUUCAAUGAAGUCGAAUAACCAUAAAAAUCAGUAUUCACAAGCGGUUCCACUCGUAACCUACAUGUUGGUUUCUGUCGGUUGUUUAGCACUUAUUCUGUUAAUGAUUACAUGUUCAGUAAUAUUAUUUCUUCGUAAGAAGCAUUUAAGUCAUCCAAAAACUGAAAACAAAAGUCAAUUCAAUCUUCUUUCAAAUUAUGAGGGUAGAUUUAACGAAAGAUCAAAUCAUUUUGAUUCAGAUGAACAAAAUUACAUCGAGGAUAAAAUUAUUAGUGGUCGAUUAACAGCAUCCCAUAUGACUUCUUCAACAGGAGAACAAUCUAAACAAUUAAAUGUUACACCCACAUAUUGUAACAAAAAUUCUGGACAAGCCUUAAUUGUAGGAGGGAGUGGAGCAAGUUCUUCUCCACAUUGUAUAGAAGGUCGAACACAGUUGGUAUCUGGACGAAGUUGCAGUAGUAUGGGUAGCAUGAACAGUGGUACAUUUAUCAAUACCAAUAUUAAGCAUUCUAUGAUAGUAGAUACAACUGUAAAUCCUUAUUUCAUAUGUUCUGAAUCCUCAUCAUCCGGUAGACUUCAACAUGCCUCACAACACAGUUGUUCUACAAACUUAUCACCGAUAAACACUCCUGGUUUGAUAAGUUAUCAAACGGAUUACAAUAAUUCUGUCCCCCAGGGAAACUGGAAUACACCUACAACAAACUUGUUAGUCCAUCCAAAUCAUCAGCGACAGAGUUCCUAUUCUAAUACAGGUAAUACAGACAAAUGUUUGUUAUGGCCUAUGGGGCAUCAUGUCGGUGGACAACCAUGUAACGGAGAUUACACUAGUGGUCUUGGUUCUGUUGGUACAGCUGAAGGGUGCAGUGAUGAAGGUGUCGCUUCUGGAAUCGAAGUAAACAGCUUAUCUCAAGAAUUAAAUAACAAUACUAGUGGAGGAAUAACCCACUUUCCAGGUUCAAUGAGAUGUAAGUUUAGCUCCAAUACUCACUCCCAAAGGCAUACUCCUAACGGUUAUUGCUCAGCUCAUGAAAGCCUCGGUGGUAGAAUCAAUAGCAAUGGUAACAAUGUUUCGAUAAAUCACUCUAGAGAUGCAUCAAUAAAAUGUAAACACACUAUGACAAGUACAACUAUUGAUGAUAAUAAUGGUGUUUGUGUAGGCGGUGGAAGCUUAAGCGGAACUAGUAGUGGAGCGGAUAUAUCAGAAUAUCGACAAACUAGGGGGCAAUUUGAUUCACGCUGUCAAACAAAAAACAAAUUAAACAGCCAGCCAAGUAAUACUGGAUACAUUGUAUCAAGUCAGACUGAUGGAGGCAUAGAUUCAAAUUGUUCCCAACGUUUAACAAAUGUAUCUAAGAUCAGUGAUUUCAUAGGCGAGCGUAGUCCAAAGUCAAAUUGUAAAAUUAAUCAGAUGUUUGAAAGUUUUAUACAUGAUAGUCCUCAAAUCACAUUCACUGCGGAUGCUGGAGACGACUUCCAACGGAAAAUGUUAUCUGGGGAAAAUAACAUAGUAGCUAAUACAAUGUGUACAAAUGCAAAAGACAGUAUGAUUAAUAAAAGUAAAUCUACAUAUGGCUCAAAUAAUCAGAACCUGCAUUCUACAGUCAAUCCCAUUGGUGAAGAUUAUGAUGGAUUUGCUGUUCAUGUGCCUCCUAUGAUGUUACUAAAUAAUCGUAUUAACUCCACAACUUUGACGAAACCUUUAACUAAUUCUCCACUACUUUUAAAUCGGCCUUAUGAUAUCGAUGAGUACAAUUCAUAUGAAAGGAAGCAGACAUCACUUGGUUAUAAAAGAAGUGAUAGCUUUGGUAUGGCAACUCAUCGAAUACAAUCAGAUCAGGAAGGCUGUAUGCAGAAUGAUGAUUUAGCACAAAAAAUAACUUUUAAUUCAGACUACUGUAGUCUGUCUAAUAAUGAUAAACAAAGUAUCUUUCUACAAGAUUCUAUGGUUGGUGGUGCAAUUGAUGAAAUGAUUGGUGAUAGUUCAGAUGUCACUGAUGAUGUUGGAUUUCCUCAAAAGUUAAAUGAUAAGAUUAUAGAAAAAUCUGAAAAUCAUAGUAAUCGAUCAAAUUCAGAUGGACUGUCUUACUUACACAAUAUACCACCUCCUGAAGUUUAAUUAAUAUUCAAUGAUUUUUCUUCUUAUUCAUAUUUCAGAAAAAAGCAUUAUGAAAUAGGAUCUAUUUUCUAAUGUUUUUCUAAUGUCAGGAAAAUAGGGGAUUCGCUCAACUUAUUUAUCCUCGACACAUUUGACUUUCUGGUAUCAACCUACUUCCUAAGUUAUAAGUUUUAUUGUGGAACAACUACAUAAAUCUAUAGUUGUCGAUUCUUUAACAUUCAUUUUCAUCACUCAAACUCUGUGUGUUUACCUGUGAAUUAUUUUCUUACUAAUUAUCAUAUAAAUAGGCUGAAUUUUAAUACCCAACUGGUGCCUUAUGUACAAAAUAACAGCCUAAGUUGAUGUGAAGUUUUCAUAAAUAUGCAUUUUUUUUAAACUGAGCACCACAGAUCUAUUUACACCCCGAAGUAAAACAAACUACUUACCACUAACAAAUAAUAAUUUUUUUUAAAUCCUUCUCAUGACUUUGAAAUGUAUUGAUUUUAUUGAUUUAUUAUUAUUUUUCUUUUUACCUUGAAGUAUAUAUAUAUAUAUAUAUAUA